CUGCUAGUGACGUCACAUCCCCGCCACUGAGUCGAAGGCGGCCGCCGCUUCGCGUGCCGCGGGACUUGAGAGGCCUUCCCCCCCCCCCCCCCGGGCUCGUUGGCGACGUCUUAGAGAGACAGAGACAGUGGUGGUGGUUGUGUUGUGCGACCACUUAGAGACCGUGGUUGUUGUGUUGUGCGGCCACUUGUGCGCUAGCGAGCCUCUCGCCAAAGCGGUCGUCAUGGGCGGGAUGCUCCUGGCGUUGGUGGUGGCGGCGGCGGUGGUGGCGACGGCGAUUGAGCCCGCCGUGGCGCUCAAGGAGGGCGAGUGCGACGUGUGCAUUACGUUCCUCGAGAAGUUCUACAACUCCUUAAAGGAAAAGAAUGCAGACUUCACUGCAGAAAAUGUGGAAAAGGAGCUGAUAAAGACCUGCAGCGAUGCCAAGGGCAAGGAAAACCGCCUUUGCUACUACCUGGGAGCCACGAGCGACGCGGCCACCAAGAUCACCAACGAGGUGUCGAAGCCGCUGAGUUUCCACGUGCCGGCCACGAAGAUCUGCGAGAAGCUGAAGAAGCAGGAUGGCCAAAUCUGCGAGCUCAAAUACGAGAAGCAGAUUGACCUCAGCACCGUUGAUCUCAAGAAGCUGAAGGUGAAAGAUCUGAAGAGAAUCCUUGACGACUGGGGAGAAGGGUGCAAGGGCUGCGCGGAGAAGUCCGAUUUCAUCCGCAAAAUCAACGAGCUCAUGCCCAAAUACGCGCCCAACGUCGCCAGGAACGACCUCUAGCAGCCCUCUACUCGAGACCCGGACUCGAACCUGGCCUCCUUGUGGGGGAGGGCUGGGGGGAGGGGUGCUUCUUGUGACGCAAAUAGAACCCUCCCCACCACACUUCACUCUGUGUCAUCGUGGCCGGCGCUCAACAUUGACUUGCACAUGUUAUUGCGGUGUUGACUCUUGGGCACUUUUCUCUGUAAAGGAAUGUGGACAUCCUUGUGGAAAUGAAUUUCUACACCGCAAAUCUUUUGCCGAGUUUGCCUGUGAAGUGAGAGGCUGUGUUGCGUUACACUGGUCGGGGUCUUUAUACCACAAGUAACGUUUUUUUUUCCACCCCAGAUUAAUCGCAAAAGGUAAUUUUUACUUUUAUUUGAAAUUUCCUUUUAAGCCACGAUGUAUUGUGAUGUUUUUCACGAUACUGUAGAGGCCAUGGUGAUGUUAAUAUCAUUAGUUGGGCUGACCACUACCAAAUGUUGAUCCUGGGUUAAACUUUAGGUGCUGAUAAAGUUUAAACUGUUCUCCUGUUGUUUGAUCUCAGCCUGGGUUCCACGACUGUACAAAAAAACUGGUAUAAAUGUGUUUUCUCUUCGGUAUACUCGAGGUUUGAGAGAGGGGUCUAUGUACAUGUAUGUUGUACAUAUAUUGGAGGAUGGCAAAACAUGCAAAUCGCUUCUGUGUUGAACUUGAAAAAUGGAAAUGUUGUGGCUUUAGUUAAGGCAGGGCUUUUUCAAAUGACAUCAGAGCUCAUUCUGGGGUCUUUCCCCCACCCAGAUGUGAGGCUCUUGUCCAGAGUUUCUGGAAAGUUUGUGAUUUGCUGGUAACAGUUGGCAUCUAUUUAAAGGUGUAGGGGUGUUGGGUAUAGGGAAGUAUCAAUUUGCCUCCGAUUUAGCACGGUUGGCGACGUAAGGUGCGAAAUGCGUUCUACAUACAUUGAUUCGAGUCUAGUAAUGUGUAAAAUCUGCUUGUAAAGUCAAUUAUUUCUGAUUGAUGUAUUUGGUUCAUUAAAACCCUGCAGCCAACUGAUAUGUAGAUUCUACAAGCACCAACAUGGGACAUUUUAUUGGCCGAUACCCGAUCUUAAAAAGUCCAAUUUAUGGGAGGUGAAUUGUUACAUUCUCACCUGGGGGUUGCACAAAAUCCCUCGAUAAUUUUUACCUUUCUGUUUUUAUUUGGAGUGGAAAUCUGCUGUUUUGGGUGAUGCUGACAUUAAGCCGAGCAGUAAAAUGUUUCUUUUGUAUGGAAAUAAAUUAUUUUCACUCACU
Messenger RNA from Lethenteron reissneri (Far Eastern brook lamprey), 2016 nucleotides. It is a transcript of the gene MANF, whose product is annotated as mesencephalic astrocyte derived neurotrophic factor. Gene Ontology annotation, cellular component: endoplasmic reticulum. Lineage: Eukaryota; Metazoa; Chordata; Hyperoartia; Petromyzontiformes; Petromyzontidae. Gene Ontology annotation, biological process: dopaminergic neuron differentiation; neuron projection development. The record is from RefSeq and is a predicted model, not a curated record.